AAUGGCGAAUCCGGAAAAGAAAUGGAUGAUGACAAAGACGCCAAUAAAUCUGAGAUCAGCUUAGUGUUUGAAAUUGCUCUGAAGCGAAAUAUGCCCGUCAGUUUCGAGGUCAUUAAAGAAAGCGGACCACCACAUAUGAAAAGCUUUGUUACGCGGGUGUCCGUGGGAGAGUUCUCUGCAGAAGGCGAGGGAAAUAGCAAAAAGCUCUCCAAGAAGCGCGCUGCGACCACCGUCUUACAGGAGCUUAAGAAACUCCCACCUCUUCCUGUGGUUGAAAAGCCAAAACUAUUUUUUAAAAAACGCCCUAAAACCAUAGUCAAA
Molecule: messenger RNA, 321 nt
Organism: Myotis lucifugus (little brown bat)
Lineage: Eukaryota; Metazoa; Chordata; Mammalia; Chiroptera; Vespertilionidae
Product: double-stranded RNA-binding protein Staufen homolog 2-like
Exons: 2
Source: RefSeq, a predicted model, not a curated record